Thyridium curvatum is the source of this 1008-nucleotide messenger RNA. RefSeq lists its product as uncharacterized. Bases 1 to 1008 code for a protein of 335 amino acids. The transcript has a single exon. Gene Ontology annotation, biological process: double-strand break repair via homologous recombination; DNA damage tolerance. Gene Ontology annotation, cellular component: Smc5-Smc6 complex; nucleus. The record is from RefSeq and is a predicted model, not a curated record. Gene Ontology annotation, molecular function: ubiquitin-protein transferase activity. Lineage: Eukaryota; Fungi; Ascomycota; Sordariomycetes; Thyridiales; Thyridiaceae.
AUGCAGGACUGGGAACCACCCCUCCCCGCAAGCUACCAUGACAGCAACCGGGCCUUCCUCCAGGCCUUCAUGGCGCGGGGUGUUCUCACGCUCGACGAGGCCAAGCCCAUCAUCGCUGCUAUCCUGAGUGCCCAGCAAGGUCCCGACCAACCCGAGGUCGAUCCCGAGUCCAUCACCCAAGACGACUUUGAUGCGUUCCUUGGCCCCGCCAGAGAGGCCAUCUCCCCUCUCGACUUUGACAUCCGAUCCACAAAGCACCAAGUCACCAACCAGCGAGUCUGGGCGCUCAUAAACACGCAAAGCGACCCCUCUACCCAGCUCGCCACCGUGCACACUCCCGAAGAGAUUGCAUUCACUAAGAGACUGCUCGACGCCAUGUUCGAGACAUACAACACACCGAGGAUGGAGGUAAUGUGCGUUACUGAGGCUCAGGCUCUCAAGCUCGCCCGACCCACGCGACCCAGAGAAAGCCUCGCCAACCGUGUGGAUGGCGCUCCUUCACAAACCUCGACCGACCGAGGUCUGAAACACUCCGAAGUGCUUGCGCUAUUACCCAGCCUCGUCGAGGAGGGCUGGCUCGAGAAGAGCCGGGAGGGCUUCUACAGUCUUAGCCCCCGUUCUCUACUGGAGUUGUGGACAUGGCUCAACGCGUCCUACAACGAUCCCGAUGCAGAGGCAAACGAGUGGCAGCGCAUCAAGUUCUGCGAAGCGUGCAAGGAAAUCGUGACCGUGGGGCAGCGCUGCGCCGAGCGAGAUUGCCUGGUCCGGCUACACGAGACGUGUCAAGAGGCAUUCUGGCGCUCUAGAAGGGACAGGAAGUGCCCCAAAUGCGACACGCACUGGGACGGAAAGCAUUUCGUGGGCGAGCCGGCAGUUACGCAGACCGAGGCUUUCCAGAAGAACAGGCGCAAGGGAGGUGGCCGCAGGAGCGAGGUCAUCAACACUCUCAUGCAAGAGGACGGAGACGGCGACGAAGAAGAAGCAGAGGAGGCUAGUGCGAUGGGAUGA